CGCCUCUCUGCGCCCCCAGGGCAGGCGGGAGCGCAACCGACCCCUCGCCGCGGCUCAGACCUCGCCGGCGCGCGGUUGGUAGGAGGAGAGCAUUGGAGCUGUUUUCUCCUUGAUGCCAAGAUACGUCAAGCUAGGAGCACUCUCCUCUUUUCACAUUCAUCCGUCAAGAACAGGCCUGCAGGACGUGGGGACCAAGACUAGAGCUCUGCUGCUCCCUGGCCACCCCCUGCCACCCGUGAGCAUGGCCUGUGUUGGCAACUGAGCACUGCCUGCGUGGUGAGGAGCACCAGCAUGGGUGACCCCGUUGGCUGCCCACGGCCACCCUGCUGCUGAAGCUGCCCCAGAGAGGCUUGUGGGGGCUGCCCUGCCCAUGCUCACCCAGGCUGCAGGGCCAGGGGCCUGCCAAGGCUAGGAGUGGGGCCUGCCAUUCAUGGGUCUCUAGGGAUUUCCGAGAUGCCUGGGAAGACAGGCUGGGGCUGGUGGUGGGCCCGGCUGCCCCUCUGCCUGCUCCUUAGCCUUUAUGGCCCCUGGGUGCCUUCCUCCCUGGGGAAGCCCAAGGGCCACCCCCACAUGAAUUCCAUCCGCAUAGAUGGGGACAUAACACUGGGAGGCCUGUUCCCUGUGCACGGCCGGGGCUCAGAGGGCAAGGCCUGCGGAGAACUUAAGAAGGAAAAGGGCAUCCACCGGCUGGAGGCCAUGCUCUUUGCCCUGGAUCGCAUCAACAAUGACCCAGACCUGCUGCCCAACAUCACGCUGGGCGCCCGCAUUCUGGACACCUGCUCGAGGGACACCCAUGCCCUCGAGCAGUCGCUGACCUUUGUGCAGGCGCUCAUCGAGAAGGAUGGCACAGAGGUCCGCUGUGGCAGUGGCGGCCCACCCAUCAUCACCAAACCCGAACGUGUGGUGGGUGUCAUCGGUGCUUCAGGGAGCUCGGUCUCCAUCAUGGUGGCCAACAUCCUCCGCCUCUUCAAGAUCCCUCAGAUCAGCUACGCCUCCACAGCCCCCGACCUGAGCGACAACAGCCGCUACGACUUCUUCUCCCGAGUGGUCCCCUCGGACACGUACCAGGCCCAGGCCAUGGUGGACAUCGUCCGUGCCCUCAAGUGGAACUACGUGUCCACGCUGGCCUCGGAAGGCAGCUACGGCGAGAGCGGUGUGGAGGCCUUCAUCCAGAAGUCCCGGGAGGACGGGGGUGUGUGCAUCGCUCAGUCAGUGAAGAUACCUCGGGAGCCCAAGCCUGGGGAGUUUGACAAGAUCAUCCGACGCCUCCUAGAGACCUCAAAUGCCAGGGCCGUCAUCAUCUUUGCCAACGAGGAUGACAUCAGGCGUGUGCUGGAGGCAGCACGGAAGGCUAACCAGACAGGCCACUUCUUCUGGAUGGGCUCGGAUAGCUGGGGCUCCAAGAGCGCACCGGUGCUGCACCUGGAGGAGGUGGCGGAGGGCGCUGUCACCAUCCUCCCCAAGAGGAUGUCUGUGCGAGGCUUCGACCGCUACUUCUCCAGCCGCACGCUGGACAACAACCGGCGUAACAUCUGGUUUGCCGAGUUCUGGGAGGACAACUUCCACUGCAAGCUGAGCCGUCACGCGCUCAAGAAGGGCAGCCACGUCAAGAAGUGCACCAACCGAGAGCGCAUUGGGCAGGACUCGGCGUAUGAGCAGGAGGGGAAGGUGCAGUUUGUGAUUGAUGCUGUGUACGCCAUGGGCCACGCGCUGCACGCCAUGCACCGUGACCUGUGUCCGGGGCGCGUGGGGCUCUGCCCACGCAUGGACCCUGUGGACGGCACCCAGCUGCUCAAGUACAUCCGCAACGUCAACUUCUCAGGCAUUGCGGGGAACCCUGUGACUUUCAAUGAGAAUGGAGAUGCCCCCGGGCGCUACGACAUCUACCAGUACCAGCUGCGCAAUGGCUCCGCUGAGUACAAGGUCAUCGGCUCCUGGACCGACCACCUGCACCUCAGAAUAGAGCGGAUGCACUGGCCGGGGAGCGGGCAGCAGCUGCCCCGCUCCAUCUGCAGCCUGCCCUGCCAGCCAGGUGAGCGGAAGAAGACUGUGAAGGGCAUACCCUGCUGCUGGCACUGUGAGCCCUGCACGGGGUACCAGUACCAGGUGGACCGCUACACCUGUAAGACCUGCCCGUACGACAUGCGGCCCACGGAGAACCGCACGGGCUGCCGGCCCAUCCCCAUCAUCAAGCUAGAGUGGGACUCGCCUUGGGCAGUGCUGCCCCUCUUCCUGGCCGUGGUGGGCAUCGCCGCCACACUCUUUGUGGUGGUGACCUUCGUGCGCUACAAUGACACGCCCAUCGUCAAGGCCUCAGGCCGUGAGCUGAGCUACGUGCUGCUGGCUGGCAUCUUCCUGUGCUAUGCCACCACCUUCCUCAUGAUUGCUGAGCCUGACCUGGGCACCUGCUCUCUGCGCCGGAUCUUCCUGGGGCUGGGCAUGAGCAUUAGCUACGCGGCCCUGCUCACCAAGACCAACCGCAUCUACCGCAUCUUCGAGCAGGGCAAGCGCUCGGUCAGCGCCCCGCGCUUCAUCAGCCCCGCCUCGCAGCUGGCCAUCACCUUCAGCCUCAUCUCCCUGCAGCUGCUUGGCAUCUGCGUGUGGUUCGUCGUGGACCCCUCCCACUCAGUGGUGGACUUCCAGGACCAGCGGACGCUCGACCCCCGCUUUGCCCGGGGCGUGCUCAAGUGUGACAUCUCCGACCUGUCGCUCAUCUGCCUGCUGGGCUACAGCAUGCUGCUCAUGGUCACUUGCACCGUGUACGCCAUCAAGACGCGUGGCGUUCCCGAGACGUUCAAUGAGGCCAAGCCCAUCGGCUUCACCAUGUAUACCACCUGCAUCGUCUGGCUGGCUUUCAUCCCCAUCUUCUUUGGCACCUCGCAGUCGGCAGACAAGCUGUACAUCCAGACAACAACGCUGACGGUCUCGGUGAGUCUGAGCGCCUCAGUGUCCCUGGGGAUGCUCUACAUGCCCAAGGUCUACAUCAUCCUCUUCCAUCCGGAGCAGAACGUGCCCAAGCGCAAGCGCAGCCUCAAAGCCGUUGUCACUGCCGCCACCAUGUCCAAUAAGUUCACACAGAAGGGCAGCUUCCGGCCCAAUGGUGAGGCCAAGUCUGAGCUCUGCGAGAACCUGGAAACCCCAGCACGGCUACUGCGUGUCGAGUGACCGGUUUCUGCAGAUCUAGGCACAGUUGCAGCUGAGGCCCAGAGAGGGUGAGUGACUCUCCUGAGGUCACACAGCAAGGUGGUGGCUGGCCGGCCAGCCCCACACGGUGUUUUUUCCCUUGACGCUGACUUCACAUGGCCUCUCUAGCUCUGGGUCUCCAUUCUCUGGGCAGAGCAGCAUACCUGGCUUCUGGCAUGCCCCCUUCACUGACAUCCUGAUGACUCUGUGUUGGGCACCCCCCCAUCUUUUGCCAAAUAACCUCUGGUUCUUUUCAGUCUUUCUCCUCCUCCCAGAACACCAGCUUCCCUGGGGCCUACAGCCCUUGGACAUCCUGCAGGGCCACACAGGACCUCCACUCUGAGAUGGGAGGGGACAUUGUCCCCCCAGGACUCCCCACCUCUGGUCUUCAGUGCCUAGAUCUGCAGAAACCCCAAGUGCGGCCCCUAGCCCAGCCCUGUGUCCUGAACCGGGACCCCUCACUACUCCCCACCCCACACUCCUGACUUGCCAACUUGUUUUCCUCGUUCCUGAUUCCGUCCCUCAUGCCUUACUCUGCUGGUGCAGGAGCAGGUGUGUCAAAUGGACUCCCCUCUCUCGGGCUCAUCAGAGUGGGACAUUAACCCUUCAGGGACCCUGGGCAGCUAAGUAGAGCUAACACCCUGACCCCAAGGGCCAGGGAUAACCAGAGUGCAGGACCUUGCCGGACAGCUGUGAUAGACAUUGUUUCUUCUGCCUCUGUUCAGAUUGGUCACAUGGGGACAGGGUACAAUUGCCACCCCUUCCCACCCCACCCCCCUACCAGACAAGGAGGGGAGUGGAGGCUUGGCGACGGGCCGUGCCAUGUUCCCAGGCCCCUGCUUCCUGCAGGGGAAGGGUGAGAGCUGCUACGGGAGCCAGAGGCCCCUCGCCCCCACUGUCCCUUAGCUCGACGACAGCAGAGGCUGUAGAGGUGUUGGGUGAGAGCCAGGUGAUUAAUUCUGGGGGGGGGGCGUGAGCAGGAAGAGUGGGGAGAUGUCACUCCUGUGGAGCAGGGACAUUUUUCACUCUGUCACUGGCAGGCCACGUAUCUUUAAACAAACAACAGAAUAAAUAAUUCAGGGGCCUGACUGCGGGCAGAUUGGGCACAGAGACACGGGGCAACAAAUGGGGGCUGUCAGCUCAUGCUCGCCACUGCCCAGCUAAUUGUUAUCUGAGGUGGCAAGGACUGAAAACCAGCAGCAACAGCCUGUUGUCGGCAAGGGAUGGUUUUGGGGACCUUCGCGCAUACCCCUCACCUGGUCCCUCCCUUCACACCGAGGGUGCCCCUGGAGCGUCGCUCUCCCCACCCUGUCCUCAUCGCUGUAGUUAUUUCAGCCCUGUCCCUUUGCAGGGUUUAAAGAGGAUUUCCAUCCACCCUGUGGCUGAGAGCCAGCCAAGGGCUUAUUAUCCCAUUUUACUGAUGAGACACUUGAAGCUCUGAGAGGUUCAAGUUGUUGGAAGGGCUGCUUGGCAGGUGCUGAGGUGCCCUGUCCUGGGGAGGGCAGGACUUGACCCAAAGUCUCCUGACUCCUGGCCAGAGCGCUUCCCUUUGAGCCUCACAAGUUAGCUCCCAGGGGCCCGGGCACACUCACUGCUCCCACUUUCCAGAUGGUGAGACCGAAGCUCCGCUGAAGGACUCUGGGGCGCCCGGCUUGUAGCUGAGGGCCGAAUGUGCUUCCAGGUUCUGGACCCCAAGGACUGGAUUUUCUAUUGGAGACGGUCUCAGAGGGACAGCAGGGCCCAACUGUCCCACACCUCCCCGCCACCUUCUCUCCUCUCACCCGCCUCAGUGCCCCUGCGGCCGCCCUCGGGCGCCCAUCUCCCUACAGUUGGUGGUUUUGCUGCUGUAGUCUUCCUUCACCUCUGAGCCAUGGCUGCAGACGGGUUUACAGGUUUGGAAACUCAAUUUUAUCAGUUCACCCAGGGGGUGAUGGACCCCAGGGGAACUGAUUCUCAUCAGCCUGGCCUGCGGCUUGUGAUUCACAGAGCCAACUGCCGGCUCAUUUUCUGACAGUGCUGAUAGAGCAGGGCAGAGAAGGGGCUGGGGGAGCUCCUCUGGAAAAGCAGUCUGGGCCAAAGGGCCACCGCUCUCAUGUUAUAGGUAGCAAAACUGAGGCCCAGCAGGGUGGAGGAUAGAGCUGCCGGAAGUCACAGAGGGAGGGAGUUAGAGGCUCCUGUCCCUAGAGCACCGAUCUGUGCACCCUGGCACCUUGCUCUCAGCACCUCUGGCCUCCUGACCCCUCCCUUUCCCCAAGUACGCCCAGCCAGGCACCUCAUGGGUGCUGUCCAUGGUCCUUCUUCCCUCAUACUCAGCCGGCACCUUGGAGGCACAUGGGUGAUUUUAGACAAGAAGGUGGCAAGUCUCGGCAUACUAUAAGGUGCUGUGUUCUUCCCCUCUUCCUGAGGUCGUGGGCCCUGUUUCCUUCCUUUAGCACCUGUCUGGGUGGCACCUAAAACUGGAAACUUCCCAGCUACUGCCCAGGCAAGUGAUUGUUCGUGUUCUGCUUGAAUAUUUCCACUACCACCUGCUCUACUCAGCUCUGGCCAGGGGAAAGUUCUUCCUUUAGUCCACCUGCCCUCCACUCCUCAUGCCUCCCCACUGGUCCUACGGUGCGGUCCUCUUCUCGACCCUCCCCCAACAAGUUUGCUUCUUGCCACACUUGAUGGCCCUCUGAGACUUGGACCCAGCAAUCUGGCCUGUGUCAGUGGGCUUCCGGCUACACUGGUGUGGUAGGUGGGCAGGAAUGGGGACCCAGGUUUCUUCCAUCUUGCUCCAUCAGCCCCCAGAGGGCUGUGUGCGCUGAGGCUGUUUGCUCUCAGUGUCUGCUCUGCCCAUGGAAGGCAGAAGAGAGGAAGUACAGGAGAAACCAUCUGUUUUAAUCAAAUGACAUGCAAGUCACACCCAGCCCUUACACAAAUCUCAUUAGCAGGGAUGCCGUCAAGCAGGGAGCUCAGGAAAUGUAGUCUUAACUUGGCAGUCAUGGGCCCAGCAAAAACGGGGUAGAAAGGACUGGGGGGGUGCUGUGUGCAGCCCACUGCACUGCUGCCCUCAAUUCCUCUGCCCCAGGCCAGAUGCCCUGGCCACACACUCAUUUCCUGAGCUGACAGGACCCUGAUGGGGUGUCAGGGCAGCUUUGCAAACAAGGGCCCCAUGAUUGUCUCCCAUCGCAACUCCUCUGGGCCCCACCACCCCUCUCUCCCAGGCCAUGGAGGGAGACCCUGGAUCCUGACAGGACAAAACCAAGGACCUGGCCAGGGUCCUCACCCCUCUGGCCCCAGUCCUCAUUUUUCACAUGAGGGUGGCACUUACCUGGCCUCCUCACUAGGCUGCUGUCAGGUCCAAACCCUGGCUGGGCAGAGGCAGGGGGAGGCUCUUGCUGCUGGGAAGAGCUGAUGUUGUCACCCAGCUUUGAGUGGCGUGGAGAGCCCCAGGGGGCUGGGGCCGGGAAAUGGGGGAUACCCAGACAUGCAAGUCCCAGGGGUGGCUGAGCAAGGGCCAGAGUGAUGGGUGCAGAUAAGGAAGACUUGAGGCUGAGGUGAGACAGGGACACCUAGAAAUGAGAAGGGUAGCCGCACCAAGGCCCAAGGGGACCUGGAGGCCUUCCUCUUUUCCUGGGUGUGGCACGAGUUAGCCAGCUAACUGGUCAGCUAGUCAGUUUCUAGCCUCACGAGCCCCCACUGCUCUGGUUCCAUCACUUAUUUCCUCUGUCCCAGCUUGCCACUCCCUUCCCCUAGGCUGCCAGGCUAUGUCUAAUGUCUGUUCUUCGCAUGUGCUCUUCCAGAACGGGUGCUAUUGACCUGGGAACUUCUGUUGAUAAUACUUUAAGGCUAUACAAUUAUAUUACAAAUAAAAAUGAUUCUCUUCAA
This is a messenger RNA of Suricata suricatta (meerkat), 7050 nucleotides long. RefSeq names its product glutamate metabotropic receptor 4 (gene GRM4). Lineage: Eukaryota; Metazoa; Chordata; Mammalia; Carnivora; Herpestidae. Gene Ontology annotation, biological process: G protein-coupled glutamate receptor signaling pathway; regulation of synaptic transmission, glutamatergic. The coding region runs from base 454 to 3165 and encodes 903 amino acids. The transcript is spliced from 11 exons. The record is from RefSeq and is a predicted model, not a curated record. Gene Ontology annotation, cellular component: membrane. Gene Ontology annotation, molecular function: adenylate cyclase inhibiting G protein-coupled glutamate receptor activity.